Molecule: messenger RNA, 1263 nt
Organism: Gilbertella persicaria
Lineage: Eukaryota; Fungi; Mucoromycota; Mucoromycetes; Mucorales; Choanephoraceae
Product: mitochondrial carrier domain-containing protein
Exons: 5
Coding region: 1-1263 (420 amino acids)
Biological process (GO): mitochondrial L-ornithine transmembrane transport
Molecular function (GO): L-ornithine transmembrane transporter activity
Source: RefSeq, a predicted model, not a curated record
AUGACUCCUAACAAUACGACUGCCAUCCUUGAUAGCAGUCAUACAAGGUGGCCCUUUUUAUCAAGUCAGGACAUACCUUCUUUUGUUCAAACACCUUAUCUGAUAUCCUCUACACAACAAAAGAGAAAAAAAGCUAAAGAAGUAACGUCAGUGGGUGGAUCAACUGCUAUUGCACGCACGCUUAUGAUGCAAGGGUUGUAUUUGUUCUAUCGUACACCCAUCAAGUUGUUUCGUCCAUUGCGUGUUGAUUAUCUCAUUAUGGCAAGAGCAUUGAUGCCCAUGGAUAGUACAACUACCAAACGAUUUUCUUUUCGAUAUACGUCAAUUGGUAUGAUUACCCAUGCAGUCAAAACAAAAGGUUGGAGUUUUAUACCUCGUCAUAUUCUACCUCCUCUAGUGGGUAACACAUUGAUUGGCACCGUACUCUAUACAACCUAUAUUGCAGCUCUUCCUAUCUUUCAUCCUCCCAGUGCCUAUCAACUGCAUCGUCCUUUUCCACCUCCUCCUUUUGCUUCUGUCUUUAUGUCAGGCUGCUUGGCAGGAGCAGCGCAAUCUGUGAUUGCCACGCCUUUAGACUCACUUAAAGUACGUUUGGAAGUAAGCGAUUUGUUAGAAGGCAAACAUCGAUCCAUGUAUCAGUUUGCCAAGUCUACGCUGAAAGAAUUAGGUAUUGCCAGUGCUUAUCGAGGAUUUACCUUGACCAUGAUUCGAGAUUCGUUAGCCUGUGGAUUGUUUUUCGCGACUUUUGAAUGGAUGAAGCAGCAAGGUUAUUAUUACUUUUUAGAUGAAAUGUAUGGACUUCAGAUUGACUCAAGUACAUUGAAUGAAAUUGAAAAAGGAUGGUUUGAAGUGCAUAACAUGAGUAAAGAAGAUAGACACCAAAUCACUUGCACUUCAGGUAAAAAAGCAGAAAGGCCGCCUUUAAUGCUUGAACCUCUUUUCGUUAUCUUAGCAGGUGCUUUUGCAGCCAUUUCCUACCAAGCCAUUGAACAUCCUCUGUCCAGAAUUCAUAGUAUUUUUUAUGUUGAAGAAGGCCAAUCUGAAUUUGCCAACAAAUCAAAGCGAGAGCCUGUCAAAGACCUGUACAGGCGUACAUUUGAACAAUGCAAAGCGCAAGUAAAACUCAAUGGAGGUAGUUGGAGGCGAUUUCUUUAUCAAGAAUUUACUAGUACAGUGAUACGCGUUGUGCCUGCCACAAGUGUAGGUUUUCUUGUGUUUGAAUUAGUGAAGCGAGAAGUAGAUUUCAGAAGUAUUGAAUUUUAA